This is a messenger RNA of Rattus norvegicus (Norway rat), 7126 nucleotides long. RefSeq names its product death-associated protein kinase 2 (gene Dapk2). The record is from RefSeq and is a predicted model, not a curated record. Gene Ontology annotation, cellular component: autophagosome lumen. Gene Ontology annotation, molecular function: nucleotide binding; kinase activity; protein serine/threonine kinase activity. Lineage: Eukaryota; Metazoa; Chordata; Mammalia; Rodentia; Muridae.
GCCUCCAGCCGGCGCCUGGGACGGGGCUGGCCGCUCCGCCCCCUGGGCUCCUCGGUGGCUCUGCGGGCGGACGCCGGGCUCAGGGAGCAGAGCUGAGAGGAUCGCCGCGCACCCCGCCGCGCCCCGGCGCACGUCCUGCCCUCCGCACAUGCAGCGCAGCCUCUCGCCGAUUGCGUGGUCCAGGCCUCAAUGAGGAGUCCAAAUAUGGAGACAUUCAAACAGCAGAAGGUGGAGGACUUCUAUGACAUCGGAGAGGAGCUGGGCAGUGGCCAGUUCGCCAUCGUGAGGAAGUGCCGGGAGCAGAGCACGGGGCUAGAGUACGCAGCCAAAUUCAUCAAGAAGAGGCAGAGCCGGGCCAGCCGUCGGGGCGUGUGCCGGGAGGAAAUCGAGCGGGAGGUGAGCAUCCUGCGGCAGGUGCUGCACCCCAACAUCAUCACGCUGCACGACGUCUAUGAGAACCGCACCGAUGUGGUGCUCAUCCUUGAGCUAGUUUCCGGAGGAGAACUGUUCGAUUUCUUGGCCCAGAAGGAGUCGUUAAGUGAGGAGGAAGCCACCAGCUUCAUUAAGCAGAUCCUGGAUGGGGUGAAUUACCUUCAUACAAAGAAAAUUGCUCACUUUGAUCUCAAGCCAGAAAACAUUAUGUUGUUAGACAAGAAUAUCCCCAUUCCACACAUCAAGCUGAUUGACUUUGGCUUGGCUCACGAAAUAGAAGAUGGAGUUGAAUUUAAAAACAUUUUUGGGACACCUGAAUUUGUUGCUCCAGAAAUCGUGAACUAUGAGCCACUGGGACUGGAGGCAGACAUGUGGAGCAUCGGAGUCAUCACCUACAUCCUUCUAAGUGGAGCAUCCCCCUUCCUGGGAGACACAAAGCAAGAAACCCUGGCAAACAUCACUGCUGUGAGUUACGACUUUGACGAGGAAUUCUUCAGCCAGACCAGUGAGCUGGCCAAGGACUUCAUUCGGAAGCUUCUUGUGAAGGAGACCCGGAAACGGCUUACCAUCCAAGAGGCUCUCAGGCAUCCCUGGAUCAUGUCAAAAGGAGAAGCCAGCGUCCCUGAGCAGUGGAAGACACAACCUGCCCAGCUGAAGACCAAACGCCUAAGAGAGUAUACCCUCAAAUGCCACUCCAGCAUGCCCCCCAACAACACUUAUGUCAACUUUGAACGUUUUGCUCACGUAGUAGAGGAUGUGGCUCGGGUAGACGAGGGAUGCCAUGCCCUCGCAGGAGCCCAUGAUACCCUGCAGGAUGAUGUGGAGUCUUUGGUCUCCAUCUACAAUGAGAAGGAGGCUUGGUACCGAGAGGAGAACGAGAAUGCCCGUCAUAACCUGUCCCAGCUCAAGUAUGAGUUCCGCAAGGUGGAGUCCCUGAAGAAGCUUCUGAGAGAAGACAUCCAGGCCGCAGGGGCCAGCCUUGGAGGUGUGGCCAGGAAGCUAGACCAUCUGCAGGUGCAGUUUGAGACUCUGAGGCAGCAGCUGUCAGCAGACAUUCAGUGGAUGCAGGAAAUGGCGGGCAUACUCCAGCUGGAGAGUGGGAACACUGACGGCCACGCCUUGGGCUCCGUGUUCCACCGGGACACCAGUGAGUCCCUACCAGAGCUGCUCAACAGAUCACACACGGAGGGGAUCCUGGCCGGCUUGAAUCUCUGAGCACCAGGAUCUAGUCAGUAGUGCAUUCCCAGGGUUUUGUAGAAGCAUGCUGUCUUCCCCUCUGCUGGUGCAUCUAGCUGGAAGUGUCGUGCAGGGUGUGUGUUUGCAGCCUUCACUGCCUCUAGAGUUCCCCAGCCACUGGGGUCUUAGUUAGUUAGUGGACCUACUCCGCACCUCCCUCACCAGCCUAGUUUUCUGAGAGAGUGCUGGCAAAGCAGCUGAGCUGUGGAAACGAUGAGAAAACCUAUCCCCUCAGCAUGCCCUUCUCUGGGGGUAUCUUCCGGGCCCCAGGAAAUGCUGUAUAACUGGGUAAUGAUGACGGAUUGGCUCAUCUCUCACAUUCCACAUGCAUGGUGUCUGAGCGAAGAUCUUGGAUGGACAUAGCUAGCAUAACUUGCUCAGCAGUACCUUCCUGUUACAGAGUCAGGGCCUUAUAGUACACAGAAAAUGUUAAGUUCCUUUUGAGUUGUCUUCUCACUCAUUGGGUUUUAUGACUGUGACCUUACUGGAUGCUUAAGGAACUCUAAGGGGCUGGGAUAUAGGUCAGUUUCUAGAGUGCUUGCCCAGCAUCCACAGAGCCCUGGGUUUGAUGCCCUGCAUAGCAUGAAGUAGGCUCGGUGAUACAUACUUCUAUUCCUGGGAUUUAAGAGGAGUCAGAAGGAUCGAGAGUUCAGAGUCAUCUCUGACUAUAUAUUGAGUUUGAGUUAAAGGCCAGCCUAGGCUAUAUGACACCCUGUCUUGGGGUGGGUCAGGGCUCUGUGAGCGGAGAAUAAGGACAGUAUUAUUACUGUUCAUUUCCCAUAACUGAUGAAGAAGUUGACACAGAGAUGGAGAAUUGGCAUAGGAGCGUUCACAGCCAGUUGCCUUCCCAGGGUGUUCAUCUUUGAGGUGCGAUAUGGAGGAAGAAGUUUAGUGAGGUUUAGCUGUAAAUAUCCAUCUUGAUAUUAGAGUUCAGAUCCCAGAGGCUAAGGGUCUGACUUUAUAUUGAGGAUGAAGACAAGAGACAUACAACAAGGAUGUAUUUAUUCCUGUAUAGUAGGCCAGUGGGCCUUGAAGCCUGGCAAACCCCAGAGAGCUUUGAGAAGCACGGGGCUCAUUGGUCUCUUCUAGCUCCCAAACUUCAUAGCGUGAUGUCAUCUCCCCUUCCUAGGAGGAAGGCCAAUGCAUCCAUGCAGACAGCACAUAGACUAUGGACCUUGGACCCCACAUGGAACUAAAAGCUUGGGACUAGGGGCCAACUGCAUCACUUCAAGUACCUCCAUAGCCUCACAAAAUACCCAGAGAUAUUAUCCCCAGGUUAGGGAGGAAACCAAGAAAGAAUGUGACUUGUCCUGUGUCACAUUAGUGAUAACAAUGGGAGCCUUCUGGUGAGUCUGUCACUCUUCCUGAUUUCCUUAACUACGUGGACUUUAGGAAUUGAUUCUGUGCUUGAGGAAGUGGAUGGGACCCAAGCUCAUCCAUCCAUUCAGACAUAGUUAGCAGGCACCUGCCAGUUUCAAAAAAGUUGACUCGAGUCUGGGGAUGUGAUGUUAUGUAACAUCAAGUCAGUUUUCCUUGGAGUUCUCAGUUAAAUGAUAGAUUCUAGCAUUACUCAAGAAUUAUACAAAUGAAGAACUCCAGCUGGUUCCUAUGCUGUGAAAGAGAAGGGGGCAACAUUGUAAGGCCUGGAGAGAGAGAUGGAGGGAGGAAGGGAGGGGUGUAGAGAUAGAUACAUGAUAGCUAGAUAAUUGGGUUGAUCUGCUUAGGCAACUAUGUAUGGAGGACAUGGGCUGUGGCCAACUAAGCAAACCUGGGAGAGAGCUGUCCCCUGUAGACUGUCAUGCCAUGUAGACUGUGAUGAUGAGAAGGGAAUGAAAGGAAAAUCAAAAUAGAGAGAAUGGUAUGUACACUGUAGAGACCAGGUGUGUACACUGUAGAGAGCAGGUGUGUACACUGUAGAGAGCAGGUAUGUACACUGUAGAGAGCAGGUAUGUACACUGUAGAGAGCAGGUGUGUACACUGUAGAGAGCAGGUGUGUACACUGUAGAGAGCAGGUAUGUACACUGUAGAGAGCAGGUGUGUACACUGUAGAGAGCAGGUAUGUACACUGUAGAGAGCAGGUGUGUACACUGUAGAGAGCAGGUGUGUACACUGUAGAGAGCAGGUGUGUACACUGUACAGAGCAGGUGUGUACACUGUAGAGAGCAGGUGUGUACACUGUAGAGGGCAGGUGUGUACACUGUAGAGAGCAGGUAUAUAUACUGUAGAGCGAGCUGAGGAAGAGCAGAACCAGCAAGGCCUGUUGAGUUCUACCUUUGCUCCCAGGGUCACCAGAAGCCAUUAACAGGUCCUGGGCUAGUGUUGAAGUAGAAAUUCUCAGCAGGCAGCACAGACUAGAUUUUGAUCUAAUAAACUCAUUCUCUAGAAUCCUUUUUUAAAAUUAGCAAGCUGGAUCAUUUAAGGUAUCACAUAUAAUAACUGAAAUAGAAACUAUUUUAAUCAAGUAUAAGAAACCACAAUUUUAAGAUGCAUGGUUAUUUCACGGACAAUUAAGGAAGAAAAGCAUCCUAUCAUGGGCAGUCUUGUAGGAGAUGCACAGGGAGAGGGCAAACAAGAGACAGCACCACCACGCAGAAGAGGGUGCAAACACACCCGGCUCAACUUUGACCCUAGGUAGAGACAGUAAAACGUGGAGGAGGAGGCCUGGCUACAUUUGCAACAUUGCUCUCUGGGUUUGGGCCACAUUGGUGUGAACCAGAAGAACUUCAAGCAUGGACUGCUGUGGCCCACAGUCGAAGGCUGGGUGACCCCACCUGACUCACUGAGGCUGUGCAGUCCACUCUCCCAAUGACCUGCCUCACUUCAGGCCCACAGUGCUGAGAUGCCGUGUUGACUGGGAGUUUGACGAUGAUGGCUGUGGUUUGACGUUGCACAUCCAGGGAUGAAGGAAAGGCUGCAGAACCCUGUGCCUGACGCUAAAGACAAAUGACUCCACAGAUGCUUCCAAGUCCCAUGUGCCCUGUUCACAUACGUGUUUGGUACAAGACACCAUGGAUAUUAAAGGUCCUUUUGGGUGUAUCAACAGACCCUGACAUUUACAUUGGGUUUCCUAAAAAGAGAACGGCCAUGGGUGCAAGAUGCUGGAUGAACCUUCUCUGAAGGCCAAAGUAAAUGCAAGAAGAUUUAAGUGAUGGCCAUGAUUUGAUUAGGGAGGAUGGGAAGGGAGAGAGAGAGCUGGUUUUCUUGGGUUUGUGGAAUCUACUACUCUGUUCAUGCUGAAAGGGUCCUCGGAGGGGAGCUCCCCAGAACUCUCCCUGUACAGCAGUUUGUGGGAUGGCACUUAUCCAAGGUCACACAGCUGGUCAGCCUCUGGCCUGGCUCAGAGCCAUAGUGGUUUCCUUCCUUGCAGUGAAAUUUUCCUCUGUGUUCAGGGCUGGUCAUAAGUACAGUGCCUCCUUACCUGUUUCUUUUUUUUUUUUUUUUUUUCUUUUUUUCGGAGCUGGGGACCGAACCCAGGGCCUUGCGUUUGCUAGGCAAGCGCUCUACCACUGAGCUAAAUCCCCAACCCUCCUUACCUGUUUCAUAACCGGAGUCUUAACUGGACAAAGACAAAGUUAACUACGAAAAGAGCCCAGAGACUUUCAGGGAACUUAGAGGAGACUGUGACCUUCCUAUGUCACGACACACAAACUCCUUUCUCCUAAGGUAUCACAACCUGAUGCGCCGGGGUAACUGAGGAGACCCGGGAAAGGAGUGCAGUCAGUGAACCUGCUUGCUCCUUAUGGGCACACGGAUGGCAUUUUAAUAGCCACCUAGAGCACAGGGCUGUCACGGCAGGAUGGGGGAUAGGGAGUGGAGUGCUUCACCAGGACCUAGAGGAAGGGAGCUGGGAACAGGGAGCAGCUCACUGAUUUGAGUCUCUGUCACCCUGGGAUACUUACAUACGGGGGUACAAAUAUGUGUAUAGGUACAUUUUAUACAUAUGUAUAUGCCUGUGGAAGCCAGUGGUCAACCUUGAUUGUCAUUUCUCUGGAGCUAUCUUCCGUGGCUUAUUUUCAAGAGAGAGUCUCUGGCUGUGUAGCCCUGGCAGACCUGAGACUCAUGAUGCAGACCAGGUUGGCCUCCAGUAGAGAUCUACCCCUCUGUGUUAGGAUCCAAGUCAUGUGCCACCACUCCCAGCUUAGCCACCUUGCUUUUUGAGACCUCAUAGGGACCACAUAGACCAGGCUGGCUGGCCACUGAGCCCUAGGGAUCUGCUUCAUUUGACCUCCAAGGCACUGGGGAUACAAGUGCACACCACUGAGCCUGGCCUUUUACCUGGGGAUCAAUCGCAGGUCCUCAUGUUAGUGCAAUCAGCGCUUUGCUGGCUAAGAUAUCCCCCAGACCCUCACGAAAGAUUUUUAAUUUACCAGACUUUAAAUUAAAGCUUGGCUUCGUGCUCAGUUCAAACAUCAUUUAGGCUGUCAGGAGGGCAGGGAAAGUGUAUAACAUAUCCCCGAAAAUCAGUUCCUAAGGAAGUUGGGAGGCAGGUCCUUGGGCAGGAAGCUGUCCUAGCCUGAAGCAGAUACAACUAUGGCUGCCCUGUGUGUGUCGGGAAGGGCAGCCACACUCGGCAGUGGAUGGUUGUGCAGAUUCUGAAGACUCAUGAGAAAGAGUUGGAGCAGAGCAGAGGGAAUGAUCACAGUGUGAAGAGCAGAGACUCCUCCUCUGCUUCUCCUCCUGAGGCGACGAUGACAGGGGUAGCUUCCCUUCUCACAGCCCAGUCAGAGGUUGCUGUGUGCCCGGAUAUAACCGUUUCAUCACUGUCAAAUCUUCUAGAAAUGUCUGUGGAGCUGAAUGGCUUUUCUCCUUUGUGAACUUCUUGGCCUGUGGGGACGGUUCUUGCCCUGGAGACUAAAACUAGUGGUGGGCAUGUUGGAGUUGCAAAGGGGCCGGUUCAGUUGAACAAACACCCAUUGUGUUCUGGUUCUAGGGGGAGGUGACAGAUGAGGUCAUGAAAACCCUGAAUGAGAGGUUGAUAGGGAGAGAUAUUUUCUUUAAUGAUGUAGUCACUGGUAAACCUAUCCAGGCUCAUGUGAACAGCCUCAUGCGUCUCACUGGGACACACACACACUCACGCUCACACACUCACACACACACACACACACACACACACACACACACACACACACGAGGGGCUCUAGUUAGAAAGUGGAAGGGGAUUAGUAAAAGAGUGGAGAAGGAUUAAUGGGGUGUGUAUGUGUGUGUGAAUGUGAUUGGAAAUACAUUAUGUUCAUGUCUGAAAAUGUCAUAAUGAAAUCCUUUACUACAAAUAAUGUAUGCUAAUAAAAAUAUUUAAAAAUUUACCUCAGAGUGGAAAAAAGAUUCAGUAUCAGGCCAAUGGGAUCCAAUCAAGCAGGAGGUAGGAGAGGCUUGGUAAGUUAUCAGUUAGACCAGUGGUUCUCAACCUUCCUAAUGCUGUAGCUCUUUAAUCCAGUUCCUCAUGUUGUAACCCCCCAGC